Molecule: messenger RNA, 1178 nt
Organism: Darwinula stevensoni
Lineage: Eukaryota; Metazoa; Arthropoda; Ostracoda; Podocopida; Darwinulidae
Source: the annotation of a GenBank genome assembly
UAAAAAUUGCUUCUAUGGACCAGCCCUCUUGAGUUUGAAUUGACUUGUCUAAAAAAAAAAUUUGUUAGUAGAGAUGAAAGAGAUGGGUACACUUCACCUAAAAGGUACUAAGUCUGAGGUUUAAUGAGAAAUCCAUGAAUAUAAAGAUUUUGUAACCCAAGAGGAGAGGGGAUAGGCCAACAGAAUUCUUGGCUAGUUCUAGGCCUACUAAUGUUUCUCUGAUAUAUCAGUAUUCCAAUGGGAAUUUAAAAGCUUCUUACUUUUAGAUAUAGGCUUACUCUGUUCCUGUGAAUCAUGCCAGCAAGAUCUCGAUCACGUGAGAGAGAUGACAGACACAAUAGAGAAAGACGCAGAUCAAAAUCAAGAGAGAAAUUGAAGGAGAGAGAGAAGGAGCGUGAUCGCGACAAAGACAGAGAACGUGAUCGUGACAGAGACAGGGACCGUGAUCGCUUUCGGGAUCGAGACAGGGAACGUGAUCGAGAGCGAGACAGAGAUCGUGAUCGCGACCGGCAUCGAGACAGAGAUAGGGAGCGUGAUCGUGAUUUGGAAAGAGACCGUGAAAGUGAUAGAUACAAGGACUAUGAUCAGCAGGGUGCUGAUCGCUCUCAUGGACGAAGCCGAUCUCCACUAUCAAAGAAUAUGUCCAAGUCACCUUUUGAGAAAGAUGGAGACAGAAGUCGAGGACAUCGCAGUAAACCUGUCCAGUAUACUGGUGGGAGAACACAAAAUGUACAAGAAUCUGUUGCUGAGGAUGAACUCACAGAGGAAGAGAAGAAGAUGAAGGAAAUCAUGGGGUUCUGCCAGUUUGAUACAACGCAAGGAAAGCACAUUUCAGGAAAUGAUUCAGGCAAUGUUCAUGUAGUUCUCAAGAGGAAGUACCGUCAGUAUAUGAACAGACGUGGUGGAUUUAAUCGUCCCCUGGACUUUGUUGCUUGAUAGAAUCUGAAAAUUAUAAGUGAUGCCUAUAUGUUCCCUUGUGGAAAGACAUUUGACUAUCUUCUUUUGAAACAGUCUUUUAUCUUUCAUAUUUAAGAUUUUGAAUCCAAAAGAAUUGGUACUAUUGAAGGCACUUGAUAGUUUGGUCAGAGAUCUUUUCAUAAUUAUCUUUGUUUCUUGAGUUUAUAGAUUUUUCAUUUUUGUUAGCUAAAGAAAUUCAGCAGUACAUAAUUAUUUCCAGA